AUUGGAUAUUUGGAUCCUUCCCGUUUGGUGCCUUCUUGCCCCCCACGGAGAUUCUUGCAAUCUCUGCUGCUUCUCCUGCUGUUCAUGCAUGACCUCUCCUUCCUGAUAACUUCUCCUUGGCUCCCUCACCCGGCUCCGCCUGGGGAUCCCGCUAGCUUCUGGUCUGUGCCGGCAUCUCGAUGCUGGGGUUACCAACAAUCUUGCAUUUAUUUUUCCCUAACUGAUUUGGUUUUGAGUUCUAUGAUGAUUCUUUUUUUUCCGUCUUUGUUUUCUGAAAAUUUACCAUCUUUUCCUGCCUUCUCGAUUCGGUUCUUGGAUUUUGAGGCUGGUCUCCUCGGUUCUUGAGCUGCUUCAUUUCGCCUGCCAUUUCUUUAUGUUUUUGCUGCUGAAGACUUUUCCUCCUCACUUCUUUAAUCCUCACUGACCGUCGUCGGCCCUUCGAUUUAUUUCGCGUUGGUGGCUCGGUUCGGUGCUUAACUACAUCCACCCCGGAGAACAUCGGACGGAGCAUUUGAGGUGGUUGCCUGCCCAACCAAGCUCUCUCAGCAGCUCCGGCCUCUGACUUUCUCGGGAGGAGGAGGCGCAGCAGCGCGGGCACCAUGAUGAGCUUCAGGAGCCACGAGGGGUUCGGGCAGGUCCCCGCCGGCGCCAGCUCCAACGGACCCGCGGUGCCGUGGUGGGCGCCGGCGCCUCAGCUGCUGCUGUACGGCGAGGCGCUGGGCCAGGGGAAGGUGCCGCCGGAGGCGUCGCCGUGCCGGGAGGCCCGGUUCCAGGUCGCGCCGGGAGCGCAGGCGCCGCUGGGUCCUCCGGUGCCGCCGCCGCCGCCAGCGAAGGCUGCUGCCGAGAGGGGCCUCCCCGAAGUCCUCAAGUUCUCCGUGGCGCAAGGUAAAGGGGAGAAAGGUUCUGGGCACUCUGCCACUGCUGCUUUGCCAUCCCCAUUCGCGAUCUACAAUGGUCAUUUUGAGCUGGGCCUUGGUCAAUCUACGGUUUCUGCUAAUAAUCUUUAUGUUGACCAACACUGUGGCCUGCUUUCUCCCUAUCCAAUGGGAGCAACGCCCGGAGGGUGCAUGCGAAUACCACUGAAUAUGCCAACAGAAGCACCAAUUUAUGUGAAUGCUAAGCAAUAUGAAGGCAUUCUUCGUCGACGCCGUGCCCGUGCCAAAGCAGAGAGGGAAAAUAGGCUGGUGAAAGCUAGGAAGCCAUAUCUCCACGAGUCUCGCCAUCUGCAUGCACUGCGUCGCGCAAGAGGCUCUGGUGGGCGUUUUCUGAACACAAAGAAAGAGUCCAAUUCGAAGGAUGCUGUUGGAGAUGGCAAGGCAAUGUUCAGCAAUCCGCUUAUGCGCCAGGUGGCAUCUCCAAGUUCAGAGAUCCAGCAGUCAGACCUGGGCAACCCGAGCAGCGUCUCCAGUCUGUCAGGCUCAGAGGUGUCAAGCAUAUAUGAUCAUGAAGAUGUGGAUCACUACCACAGCUUUGAUCACCUCCGCACUCCGUUUUUCACCCCGCUCCCGAGCAUCAUGGACAGUGAACAUGGGGUCGGUAUCCCCUUCAAGUGGCCAACAGCCUCUGAAGGCUGUUGUGACCUCCUCAGAGCAUGACUAGAGGGGUUACUGGACAGCCGAAUGCUAGGAACUGGCGACAACCAGCAGAUGCUGCUGGGUGUUACCAGCUCCGGGUCAGGGAUUGUCCCUCCCAUCGUUUGGCUGUCGGUAGGCAAUUCAUUCUUGGCUGAAGGCAUUGUGGUUAUUUCCUCUUAUCGCCUAAUUCUCCUAGAUAUUCUAUUUCUGGGAUCUUGUGAUGAGUGGAACACCCGUGCCCCCAAAAAUGCUGGUAGUACUAGCUUCCAGCAUCAAACUCGUUUUGCGCGAGCAGGUUUCAGUGUUGUUUUUCUGAAUAAAGCUUGAAACUUCAGACUAGGUACUGGAAGUGGAGUAUAUUUCUGAGUCUGAUUGUGUGUCAAGACUUGGCUUUUGUUAGUGAUGAAUUGUGGUGUGCUUGAAGCUUGUGUGGACAUGGUUUGUAAUAUGUGGUGUGUUGAAAGCUUGAACUCAGUAAUGUAAUGAUGUAUUUGACUACUGAGACUUUGGGCUUGGUUUGUACUUUGUGCUCCAUGUCUCAGUGCUA
Panicum virgatum (switchgrass) is the source of this 2121-nucleotide messenger RNA. RefSeq names its product nuclear transcription factor Y subunit A-10-like. The coding region runs from base 600 to 1595 and encodes 331 amino acids. The record is from RefSeq and is a predicted model, not a curated record. Gene Ontology annotation, cellular component: CCAAT-binding factor complex. Gene Ontology annotation, biological process: regulation of transcription by RNA polymerase II. Gene Ontology annotation, molecular function: RNA polymerase II cis-regulatory region sequence-specific DNA binding; DNA-binding transcription factor activity, RNA polymerase II-specific. The transcript has 6 exons. NCBI's taxonomy places the organism in Eukaryota, Viridiplantae, Streptophyta, Magnoliopsida, Poales, Poaceae.